Messenger RNA from Lymnaea stagnalis (great pond snail), 5856 nucleotides. The record is from the annotation of a GenBank genome assembly. Lineage: Eukaryota; Metazoa; Mollusca; Gastropoda; Lymnaeidae.
GGGUCAGUCCUACAGAGUAGAUAUUAAUAUACCAAGUAAUGGAGGUUUGUGUGGUGCCCAGUUUUGUUGUGAGUGGAAACUUCUCCAAAGAAUACAACACAAAGUUGAGCUUAUUCAGCAGGUAAUUUCAUUGUACAUUACAACACUCUUAAUUUCUGUUGACUUCUUAUUAGUAAUUGCAAUGGAGACGCCUAGAAAAUAAUUUUUGAUACUCAUACGUCUAUUUAGUUACGUUCAAAUUGUAAUAAAAAAUUUUCCAUAAAUAUAUUUUUCCUUCUCUAAAUUUGGAUUUGUUUAAUCAGAACAGUCUAUAAGCGUAGUAUUUUUUAUGUUGUUGCUUAAAUUAAUUUGGGUGUAUGAUGAGAAAAAAGGUGCUUCAAAUAAAGCUGAAAAAUUUGUGUAUCGGUAAAGAAUGACUAUUUUAACAAAUGUUUUAAUUUUUUUUAAUCUAGUAACAAGUUCUCAAUGCAUGUUACAGCCAUGAUGCUACAUAUUGUUUUAUAAAUUAUAUUUUAACGAGAAUAAGAAUUUUAAACUUAAAAAUGGUGUAAUUUUUUUUAAAACUUUAAGAAUAAAUUAAAUUAAUGUGUUUUAAUAAUAAUUUGUUAAUAUCUUUUGUUUUGCAGAGGCUAAAAAAUGCAGAUAGUAUGACUUCGUUUCUUCAGGAGUUUGUACACAUAGCAGUAAGUUUUUUUGUUUUUUUCAUUCCUUUAUAUUCAUUCAAGGUUGAAGAAGUUUUAAACAUUAACCCUUUCAUUAACGCUGGUUUUGUGGGCAUUGAUUUUUGCUGACUCAACAAUAAAAAAAACUUGAAGAGAGUUCCGGUAUUUUUCAUUCUCUAACCGAUUCGCUUAUUAACUUCUCUAUAGAUUAACAAAGAAAGAAAUAUAGAGCAUUGAAAUAUGACAUCGACGUGACAUCCUUGGUAUUUCAGAUAAGUGCUUUGCCUCUUUGUUUUGACGACAAUGUGGCUUUCCUUAGUAAUUGAAAGUGGGUGAUCAUGACGUCGCGUAUCAUGGCGUCGCGUCGACGUUAUCGGUAAUGAAAGGGUUAAAUAUAAAAUCAAAUCAUGUGCACUGUAUCAAAUGAAGAAAAUAAAGCAAAGAAAACAUUUAAACAGAAAUAAUUUCCCCAUACCUUUUAAAUCACAAUUUCUUUCCGAAAUUCUCCUUUUGCUUUAUUUUCUUCAUUUUGGGUAAAGUGCACAGUUUUAUAAAAGCUGUUAAUUACACAACUUGUUAAUGGGUACUGCAUAUAACAGUAUUUAUUCUGAAACAACAGAACAAUUUUGACCCAUGUCUUACAACCACUAUUAUUUAUUUACUCUUUAUUUUAGGGCUGUCAGGGUGUUUACUCUUUUAUUUUAAGUUGUCAAGGUGUCGACUUUUUUAUUUUAGCUUGUCACGAUUUCCUCUCUUUUUGUAUGAUUGUUUUGUAAUGCCAGAACCAGGUAACAAAUUGUUAAAUGACUGAAGGCUUUUAGUCAACAAAUGUUUGCAAAGGAUUGUAGGAAAUUGUGAAAAUUGAUUUAACAUUGACUGAGGGGUUCAAAACUGAGAUGGCAGAACUGUAUCUGAUGUAAACUUAACUGUAAUAGGGAGAAUAGGAUCAUGUUUUAAAUUGAAUUAUUCCCAUCAAAUUUACAUCCAAGACCUCAGACUUGUUUUAUUUAUUUUAUUUGUAUGAGAAAAAUUAUUGCCCUUAUCACCCACCCAGGAAAGUUGUGUAAAAGAGCACUCUAUAGAAACAGAUAUUUGGUCCCUGCAAACUAGUCAGAUACUCCAACAGAUUGAGGAACUUGGUUGGGAAAAGUAUGCAUGUUUUUUUGUUGUUGUUUUUGCAUGACUUAUUAGAUUACUCUUAUUUGUUAAAUUUUAGAACAUCACUUUUUUUGUUAAUUUGUUCAAAUUUAAUUUUAAAAAUUAAUGUUUAUUUAUUUGAAAACUUUUUUUUCUUAAAAAUAAAUAAAACAUGCUUAAAAAUAACCAUGUGCCUUCUACAAAGAAUGUAAACAAGUUCUUCCACUUCUAAGGAAAUUUCAAAACUAAGAUUUUCAAUUUACAUAUUGUCAACCUGAGAAUAUACAGGCAUGCUUGAUAAUGACAACAUUCAUUAGAUUUAAUAUUUUUUGAAGAUAUUUUGAAAAUCAUUUUCCAUUUUUACUUCUAAAGAACUUAAUGUUUCCUUGAUAUCAAAUGCUGCUCUAUUUAUUUAGGUGUUUAUUUUAAUGGUUAGCUUGUUUCACUUUCAGUCUUGUAAGUAUAGAUGAGAGUUUGUCUCAUCUGGAAUUCGGAUUAUAUGAUAAUGCUGCUAGAUGGCACAAGAUACAAAUGAAAUUCAAUACAAAGGUAAAUAAUUUUGUUUAACAUCUUAGUACAAACAACAUUUUUAAAAUAGGAAUUAAAUUAUACAUUUUUAAGUAACCAUUUCUGACCAGCCAGAAAAGCGUACCACCUUUUCUGCAUAUGGAUUGACGAUUUGCUUUUUAGCAUAAACACCCUGAAACUUCUCCCGGCAUUGGCAUUCGAGUUGCUCAUUUUUCAUCCCUGCUAUUUCUAAGAACUGUGGUCCAGUAAAACAAAUUUUGCUCAUUAAGUAUUUAUUUUUUAAUUAAAUUUUCCAUUCAAGGUAUUGAUGACCUUAAAAGAAAGCAAAUUGGCUGCUUUGGCUUCUGAAAAGACCACUUUAAAAAAAGGUUGGGGGAAAUAUGUGCACCAUUAAACUGGAAAAUGUUGUUCUAAAAUAUAAUUCACUAUUUGACAGGAUCCCAACACACCAGCAAUCUGUGAGACCAGCUUGCCUGAAAUAUUCCAUUUUAGUUGGUCUGGAAAGGUAAUAAUUUCUACUCAUGGAGUGUAUUUAUUUAAUAUCUGUUUUAUCUAAGCCCUAUUGCUGAGCUAUUAUCUUUUAUUGUAAAAGAUAAAUUGUUGUAAAAUCCUUGUAGAAAAUUUUUGGUGCUGGUGUAAAAAAACUAUUUUUUCACAGACUUGUCUGAAACAUAUUUUCCAAGAAUUCCAAGCAGCUGUCAGUUCCUAUCAACAUUUCUGGGAUAUAAUGCAAGAGAUUGAUGAUAAGUGUUGGGUGCUGGAACCAGAACAGCCAACCUUUGCUGACACCAGAAGGAGGAUUGCUAUAGGUGGGUGGAUAAGUUACCUAUUGUCAUCAAUAACAGUCAAGUGACAAUUUAAAAACAUGUUAGUUGAUGUAAUGUGUCAGAUAGAUUUUAAAUGGCAUUUGAACUUAUUUAUUUUAAAUAAUCAAACAGUUUUUAAGCCCACUGUUAAUUGAUUUAGUUAAUUGUAAUUUAUUUCAGGACCAAAUUUAUCAAUUCAGAUAAAUGUCAACUGUGGCCAGCCCUCAACAUUCCCAGAGUGUCGUUUUUUAGGCACUCACUCUGGUGGGUCUUUUUAGUACCGGUAGUCGAAAAUUAAUGUAUUAUUUUAUGUCACGAAUUGCUCUCAAUAACAGGGCCCUAAGAUUAUCUUUCUUGUCAAUUAAAUUAGUGACAAACAAUGUCAAUAGAGAUGUUUAGAAACUACUUGGAGUUUAUAUUUAUUUUUUUAAUAAUUUCAGCUAUCUCUGAGCUAAGAGAAAAACUCAAUGUCAACUUACACAUGUGGUGAGUGUUGUUUUGUUUAGCAUUGUUCCUUAUCCAGUUAAACUAUUUUGAGUAGUAUUAGUCUUGCCAUGUGUAAGCAAGGUAAACUGCUAUUUACUACUAUCCUAGUUUAAUAGAUGGUGUUUUGGCCUUUCUUAAUACUUCACGCACUAAACUGCUUAUCUCUUAUAUAUAUUUUGCUUCUGGUGUGGCUGCUUCCUUGUAGCAACUGGCCCUCCCCUUAGUCAACAUGUUUCAUAUUAAUUGUACUGGGUGAAAAAAAAAAGCUGUUAACCAUUGAGCGUCAUGCGUGACAGUUGAACCCAGUUAAGAAGGUAGAUUUUUUUCAGAGGCGACAAUUAUAUUAAUAAUGAGCAAUGGGUAUGGUGUAGGACAGUCUUUAGGCCUAUUGUUUAAAUGCCGGCAGUUAUGGUGUAGGACAGUCUUUAGGCCUAUUUUGUAAAGGCAGGCAUAUAUUAUAGAAAAUGAGAAGCUAACUUUUUUCUUUUGUAACACUUGGACCCACCGAGUAUUUUCUCCUGGUGUAAAAAACUGCCACCCAGUUAAGCCCUAGUUUGAUAUAUUUUACUUCUCACCCAAAAAUAAAUACAUUAAAAUCAAUGAUAUAAGACAAGAAUUAAAUUAUAUGGUUUAUUACCUUAAAUGCAUUCAAAGCUGCUUAAGGAGUUCAACUAUUGCUUUCUAUUUGGAACUCCAUUAAAUUCUCAGUAACUCAUCUCUUAUAUAUGUAUAUGCUUCUGGUGUGACUGGUGGACUGCUUCAUAACAAGCUGGCUGCUUCUUAUUCAGCAUAUUUGGUAUUGAGAGUAUAUUACAAAUAAUUUUAUAUGUUUGAAAGAAAGUAUGGUUCAAUAUUGAGUUCAGUAGCACACAAAAUAUAAUUCCCGAUAACUAUACUAAAUUAUUAAUUUUUUUUUUAAUAACGCAACUGCGUUUGGUGCAUAAUAUUUUCUUUUCGGAAAAUAGUAUCGUCUCAAUUCUAGUACGGUGUAAGUGUAAAAAAGUGGUUGGGACAUUAGAAUAUUUAAUAUAGUUCAGGGGCUUGAAAUAAAAAGUGUGCAGUGACGUAUCUUGGGGGAAGGGGUAUAGCAAAAAUUGGAAUUCUUAAAUUGUGUGUUUCUUGAGUUAAUGUUUUGCCAAGUAACUUUAGUAGAUGGGAAAUUCGCGAAUUGCUGUCGCCAAUGUUUGGAAGGCUAUAUCUAGUUAAAAAAUAUUUUGCUAAGUUUAUGCAGGAAGAAAUAAAAUAGCCUCAUGAAGUAAAUCUGAUACAAGAGGAACAUUUUGUGGGGCAAUAUUUUAAAUUUGACAGAAAUUGAAAGACUUCCUCAUUAUAGAAACGCCCUCAUAAAACUCUAAUAAUUUUUCUUCAUAAACUUGUUAGAUAAAUAAGAAUUUGAAAUAUAAACAAAAGGCUAAACAUUUUAAAAUCAGAUUUCUACUAUCUAUAAUAUGUUGGCCUAAAAAGGACUACUACAUCCCUAAUCAUAAAUGUAAAAAAUGUUUCAGGGAUGCUGAGAGAUCAUUGUUGAGAAACCUCCAAGAAGUUUUAGAUCUAGACUUUCCAAGUCGAACUGAAACUAGGAUAGAGGUGAAUAAUUGGACGAUUGUGUUCGAUAAAAAAUUUCCCAUAGUCGUCAUUCGCCCCCCGCCCCCCCUGACCCUAAGAGCCUAUUCUAAAUAUUCUGCAUUCCCAUUCAGAACAAUAUCUUACUGUGCAGAAUAUUUUAAAUCAUUUAUAGGCAAAAGGGAAUGGCUAAUUAUAGAAAUAUGCAAAGUUACUGAAAAUAACGUCUACAUUACAGAAAAAUGAAGGCAAACUUAUAUUUCUUUUAAGCCAGAAUUAUAUCUUGCUAAAAGAAAUCAUAUGACUUGACUCUUGGUUUAAUUCAUAGUUUGGGAAGACCUGUGCUAACAAGAAAUAAAUAUGUGUAAAGUCAUAUUCCACACAGACAAACCCACACUGCCACACAUUAAUAACAUAACCCUAACACCAUGACAGCUAAAAAGUUGAGAUAAGUUUAGUUUUUUUAAAUUUUGAAGCGAGCAUCAAAUAACAUGACAAUGAAGAUCUGGUUUCAAUUUCACAAUGCCGUUGGUGGGGAAUAAAAUACAAAAAUUCUUCUUUAUUUGUGUGUGUAAAAUGUCAAAGGCUUAUUUCCUAUCCAGGAACUGACUGUUGAUUGUGGCAUUUGCUACUGUCACCAUCAACAACAAGAAAUACCAGAAAUAGUUUGUGAG